Messenger RNA from Macrosteles quadrilineatus (aster leafhopper), 2756 nucleotides. RefSeq names its product sodium/nucleoside cotransporter 2-like. NCBI's taxonomy places the organism in Eukaryota, Metazoa, Arthropoda, Insecta, Hemiptera, Cicadellidae. Gene Ontology annotation, cellular component: membrane. The record is from RefSeq and is a predicted model, not a curated record. Gene Ontology annotation, biological process: nucleoside transmembrane transport. The transcript has 14 exons. Gene Ontology annotation, molecular function: nucleoside:sodium symporter activity. Bases 185 to 1981 code for a protein of 598 amino acids.
GGGGAAUUGUGUUGUUGACUUCGUCACAUUGGUGUACCAUUAAACAACUCUGGGAAUGGGAAUGGUGAAUGGAGUUGAGAAACUAAACAUGUUCGCGGAUUUGUGACCGGAAUGGUGCUUUUUGUAGGUUAUGAAUUUGACAACUAGUUCUGCCAGGCAAAAUCCAUCAGAUAUUUAAUAAGACAUGUCAAUCAACGAGGCAUAUGUGAAUGACAGAGGCGAAGAUCGUAAUGUUCACUUUGCAAAGCAUGAUAACGGGAAUGAAUUGGUAGGACCUCAUCAUUUUGAAAUGCAACACAAUACUUUGGAUAAAAUGCAGAAGACAAAAGAAGAAGAUGAAUUGCUAAAGGAGGAAUCUAGAAACUUUAUAGCUGUGGGAUUGCAGAGGUUUUGGACAGAAUGGGAUUGUUUUGUUGUAAAUCAUAGGAGUUUUAUCAAAGGGUUUAGCCUGUUGAUUGUGAUAGUAGCAAUAAUUUUAUACAUUGCUGCAGUUAUUUACCAGUUUCUGAAACAAGAUGAGGCAAUUGAAUGGUGUCAAGGCUAUGGAUUGGCAUUCAUUGUUCUUUUUAUUUUUGUCUAUGGAUUCUCCUAUUAUCUUGUAAUACAACCAUACAUUCUGCCAUCUUUCUCAGGAGUGUUUCACAGCAAGCCUGUAGUAGUCACUUGGAGGAAGAUUCGACCAGUAUUGGCUGUUGUUCUGAUAGCUGUGUUCGGAGCAUUCCUGAUCUGGGAUACCUCAGGGGAACGUAGAAGACUUGUCUCAAUAGCAGGGCUGAUCAUGUUCAUCCUUUUAGGAUUCAUUUUCUCAAAACAUCCCACUAGGGUUAAAUGGAGAACAGUUUUUAUGGGAAUACUUAUACAGUUUCUUGUUGGGCUUUUUGCUAUAAGAUGGAGUGUUGGAAGGCAAAUUUUCAGGUGCAUUGGAAUCCAAACUGAACACUUUUUGGAAUACGCCUAUGUUGGAGCCUCAUUUGUAUAUGGAGACCUACUCGUUAAAAAGGAAGCAGUUUUUGCUUUUGAGGCUCUGUCAGCCAUCUUCUUUGUCAGCAUGAUCGUUCAAGUACUGUUCUAUCUGGGCUGGAUGCAGGUAAUUUGCCUCAAGUUGGGAUGGUUCAUGCAGUUCAUGCUGGGCACUACAGUGAUGGAGUCUGUCAACGCUGUGUCCAGUGUAUUCCUUGGAAUGACUGAAGCACCAUUGCUGUAUAAGCCUUAUAUUAAGGACUUAACAAGGUCUGAAAUGCAUGCAGUUAUGGCUGGUGGAUUUUCAACUAUUGCUGGCACCGUGUUUGCCGCUUUUACCUCAUUUGGUGUGGAGCCGUCAAACAUCAUCACAGCGUCCAUCAUGACUGCCCCAGCCGCCCUGUGUUACGCCAAACUUGUCUAUCCGGAGAGUGUCAAGUCUAAAACUGACUCUAAAACAGUACGAAUCUAUGAAAGUGAGGACAAGAGUGUGAUGGACGCUGUGAUACAGGGGGCGUUUGUGGGGAUUGGAAUGGUUCAAGGCAUCAUCGCAACAAUCAUCGCAUGUGUAUCCUUCGUAGCUUGCUUCAACGACUUCCUAGCUUGGCUCGGCCUGCUUGCGGGAGUUCCAGACUUCACUCUUGAAACAAUCUUCUCAUACCUCCUGUACCCUGUGGUGUGGAUGAUGGGUGUGGAGCCUUCCCAGUGUCUUACAGUCUCUCGGCUGAUCGGCAUCAAGAUCACUGUCAAUGAGUUUGUGGCUUAUGUCAAACUGGGAGAGAUAAAGAAGACUGGAGCAAUAUCCCCUCGAACAGAAGCCAUUGCCACGUUUGCUCUGUGCAGUUUCGCCAACCCUGGAUCACUUGGUAUCCUCAUCUCCACUCUGACAACUCUCUGUCCUUCCCAGAGGUUUAACAUCCUGGCUGUAGCCAUCAGAGCAUUUAUAUCAGCCAUUGUCAUCUCGUUCCUGACUGCAUGCAUUGCAGGUGCCUUAAUGCCUGAAAAUGGAUUUUCAGCGUAAGUUUCUCGCAAAAUAUCAGUUCCUAAACAACUAACUAAUAAACAAAAAAACUUAAAACUUAAAAAUCUAACAUCAAGUCAAGUUAAUUAGUUUAGUGCCAUAUCAGUCAUUUAAAGUACUUAAUCUUUAUGCUUUGUUACUUAAUUUAUUGUGUUUGGUUUUGUAAACCAAUAAAUUAAAAUAUAUUUUUAGUUAAUUUAACCUUGGAUUAUCAAGAAUCCAAACAAAUAACUCUUGGUGAAUGAAUACAUAGGUACUGAAUUGUUUUGUGGACAAAAUAUUUAUUGGUGCAAAAUGAGAAAUAAUGUAAAUUUAACGCACCCUGACACACUAAAAUGGCGACACUCCAUUGUUAAGUUUACACAAAUAUCAUGUUUUUCAUUUUAAAAACAAAUUAAAUAGAUUGUUUUUUGUUUUGUAUGUUGUUAUGUUAGUUCAUGAGUUUAGUGAUAGCUAUUUUUACAUAUUUUAAUUAUUCUGAGUUGUAGUAGACUAUGAUGUAAAAAUAACUUUUCUUAGAAUAUUUAAUAAUGGAUGCAAUAACCCAUUUUGUAAAUUCUACCAUCAUGCUUCGACUUUACCAUUUAAACAAUCAAAAGUAUUUUUUUAGAUUUAAGUCCUUAGUGCAAUAAUAUAUUUUUUUUAAAGUUUUUGAAUUGCCAUAUUAAAUAUUAUAUUUAUGAGUGUACUUAAUUACAAUUUAUUGCAUUUUUAACUAAUUUUAAGCAUUAUAGCAUAUUUUAACUUAAUGAGUAGUUUUGUAAAUACAAGAAAU